Solanum tuberosum (potato) is the source of this 901-nucleotide messenger RNA. RefSeq names its product putative late blight resistance protein homolog R1A-3. The coding region runs from base 1 to 711 and encodes 236 amino acids. The transcript has a single exon. NCBI's taxonomy places the organism in Eukaryota, Viridiplantae, Streptophyta, Magnoliopsida, Solanales, Solanaceae. The record is from RefSeq and is a predicted model, not a curated record.
AUGCAGUCUUUUUGUCUCACAUUGGAGAAUCUUACCCAGCUUCAAAUACUUCGCCUUUCCAUUGAGAGUCCCAUAGUUUUAUCCAGGUCACAUUUGCCUUCAAAUUUAAAGAAGUUGGUACUAUUUGAGACUGUAAGUGUGAUUUCCUUCAUUACGGAACUACCAAACCUGGAGUAUCUCCACAUAGAACAGGCUUAUUUUAUAGAAAAUGAACCGUGUUUGUCUCAAUCAGAAGAAAGGUGCCAUGAAGAUAUCACAUUCCAUAAACUUAAGUUCUUGAAACUGGUGAAAUUAGAUAUCUCAAGGUUGAAUGCCUCAGAGGAAUCCUUUCCCCUGCUUGAAACACUUGUUAUAAAAAAGUGUCGCAACCUAGAGGAGAUACCCCUUAGCUUUGCAUAUAUUCCAACACUGAAACAGAUUAAGUUGAUUCGGUGUAGAAACGAAUCUCUGGAGGCUUCAGCUGAGAGAAUUAAGGAAGAAGCCGAAACGAUUGAAGGAUGUGACCGGAUUGACCUCAUUAUCAAAGUAAGUAGAAACAAACUCUUAUGUGCUGUUUUUGAGUAUCUAUGUGCAUCUAAUUUGAUUUACAAUACAGAGUCGAUAGUGAAAUCCAAGGCAGAUGUGAAUCAAGCAUGUGCCUUCAACCAUUGGCAAUUGCUUAGACAACCGCAGACAGAUCGAGUGGAUGGAAUUCAUUUCUUAGCUAAUUAAUGUUGCAGACAUGCUCAUGCUCAGGCUCAUGCUCAUGCUCAAGUCUAUUGUAAGGUUAUUGCCGAAACGCCCAUAUAUCCUCUUAUAUUGUAACACUAGUACCUAUUGCUAAGUUUGUUUUGAUUGAUCAACUCUUUCAAUGUAUGAUAUGAUUGAAGACCAGUAUUUAUCAGAUAGUCUUUCACAGUUA